This is a messenger RNA of Sinocyclocheilus anshuiensis, 881 nucleotides long. Its product is annotated as cerebellin-2-like. The coding region runs from base 188 to 865 and encodes 225 amino acids. The transcript has 4 exons. The record is from RefSeq and is a predicted model, not a curated record. Gene Ontology annotation, molecular function: protein binding. Lineage: Eukaryota; Metazoa; Chordata; Actinopteri; Cypriniformes; Cyprinidae.
GAAAAUAGGGAAAUAAAGGCACAGUACUGUGCAAUGCUUCCUUCUGCAUAUUCAGGACUGCCUAGUUUAGUUAUUGCUUCCGUAGUCCAAAGUCUAUAAGGCAGUUGAUUAUGCAAGACACUCUGUUUUUAAGACUAUAAAAGAACAUGAAUUCAGUUGAUUCGGUUUAGCAACUGACAGCAAAAUAAUGUUGAUUUUUAUAGCAUGUGUAAUGCUCAAUGUGUGGACUAUACCAGCAGAUGAUUUAUUUUCACCAAGCAUAAACAUUGUUGAAGAACUAGGGAAAAUAACCAUAAUGGAAAAAAGGAUGAAAACUAUAGAGAAGGAAAUGGAACGACUAAAAACAGAGAAUGAAGAACAAGCAAAAGAACUGAAGAUUUUGUAUGAUACAGCGAUUGACACAAAGAUCAAAAUGGAUGAACAAAUAAAACAGAAUCAAGCUUCUAAAGUGGCUUUCUCAGCCUCUCUGUUGACCUCUUUUGGAUCACAUAACAUUGGACCCUUUCAUAAUGGUUUACACACCCUGAUUUACAAGCAUGUCUUCCUCAACACUGGAAACGCCUAUGAUCCAAACACAGGAAUCUUUACAGCACCUGUGAAGGGAGCGUAUGCUUUCAGGGUCUUCUCCAAGGCAUCUGGAGACAAAAACAGAGCCGUAACUGCAGGCCUGUUUAAAAAUGACCAGCAUAUCAUUUCUACAUAUGCACAUCAAACAAGUGGUUUUAUCAGCUCUUCAAAUGGAGUCUCUCUGCUGCUGGAAAGAGGGGAUAAAGUGAAGGUAAAUCUCUAUCCUGGACAAUGGAUUUUCGACAAUGGAGAACACCAUCACAGCACAUUCAGUGGACAUCUGCUGUUCCCCAUGUGAACCUGCAGACUGUUUA